AUGCUGCUGAGCAUCGUCUUCCCUUUUGUCUUCCCCUUUGCCUUUCAAGAAACAGCAAAGGCCGCCUUGGUACGGCCGUGGGCCGCGCUUGUCCACGACCCAACACCACGCAGGGCAGACUUGCAGCUCGCCACGGACGAAGAGACCCAAUGGCGACCCUUGCUGGAUUGA
Diaporthe citri is the source of this 171-nucleotide messenger RNA. RefSeq lists its product as uncharacterized. The transcript is spliced from 2 exons. The coding region runs from base 1 to 171 and encodes 56 amino acids. Lineage: Eukaryota; Fungi; Ascomycota; Sordariomycetes; Diaporthales; Diaporthaceae. The record is from RefSeq and is a predicted model, not a curated record.